AUUCUGUGUCCCUCAGUAACAAUUCUGUGUCCCUCAGUAACAAUUCUGUGUCCCUCAGUAACAAUUCUGUGUCUGUCCCUGAGUAACAAUUCUGUGUCUGUCCUGAGUAACAAUUCUGUGUCCCUCAGUAACAAUUCUGUGUCCCUCAGUAACAAUUCUGUGUCCCUGAGUAACGAUUCUGUGGCCCUCAGUAACAAUUCUGUAUCCCUCAGUAACAAUUCUGUAUCCCUCAGUAACAAUUCUGUCUGUCCCUGAGUAACAAUUCUGUGUCCCUAAGUAACGUUUCUGUGGCCCUAACUAACGAUUCUGUGGCCCUAAGUAACGUUUCUGUGGCCCUAAGUAACGUUUCUGUGGCCCUAAGUAACGAUUC
Staurois parvus is the source of this 370-nucleotide messenger RNA. The record is from the annotation of a GenBank genome assembly. Lineage: Eukaryota; Metazoa; Chordata; Amphibia; Anura; Ranidae.